Labeo rohita (rohu) is the source of this 1000-nucleotide messenger RNA. It is a transcript of the gene cremb, whose product is annotated as cAMP responsive element modulator b. The record is from RefSeq and is a predicted model, not a curated record. Gene Ontology annotation, biological process: regulation of transcription by RNA polymerase II. Gene Ontology annotation, molecular function: RNA polymerase II cis-regulatory region sequence-specific DNA binding; DNA-binding transcription factor activity, RNA polymerase II-specific. Bases 83 to 454 code for a protein of 123 amino acids. Gene Ontology annotation, cellular component: nucleus; ATF4-CREB1 transcription factor complex. The transcript has 3 exons. NCBI's taxonomy places the organism in Eukaryota, Metazoa, Chordata, Actinopteri, Cypriniformes, Cyprinidae.
AUCAGGAGGCUAAUGAUGUCAUAGUGAUGUCAAUGGCCCAGACAGUGACUGCACGCUUAGCUUGUGGCUUGGGCAGCAUUGCAUGCUGACAGCAGAGAGAGACAGACAAGCUUUCAGCUCACUAUACAUGGCUGUGACUGGAGAUGAGACAGAAUCAGCCACCACUGGAGGUAUGUCCGCAUAUCAGAUUUCCUCUCCUGGACUUUCCCAGGCAAUGGACGGCUCACCCGGCUCUCUGCCAAGCCCUCAGCAGCUGACUGAGGAAGCAUCACGCAAGAGGGAACUCCGGCUGAUGAAAAACAGGACGGCGGCCAAAGAGUACAGACGCAGGAAGAAGGACUAUGUGCGGAGCUUAGAGAGGCGCAUCGCCGUCAUUGAAAACCAGAAGCAGAAAAUGCUAGAAGAGCUGGACAGUCUAAGGCAAAUGUGCGCUGGAAAGUCUGAUUCCUUUUAGACUGCUGCUAUCUGUUUUGAUUCUGUCUUACUGUAAAAUUUUGUUGUCAUAUGUGUGUUUUAUAUCUUCUGUGAAAAUUCAACAGUAGACCAGCACUGCCUAUGCUCGUUAGGCUUUUUUGAAGCUUUUGUAUCGACAAUUGGAUUAUAUAUUUCAAAUGAAAGACUUUAAGAGAAAUAUUUAAUUUAAUAUCAAAGAACCGCUAAUAUGAGUCAUUCACAAACACACCAGCUCCAAAACGGAUAUGAAUAUAGAUACUGUAUAUAUUUACUGUAAUAAAUAUAGGAUAAACAGGUAUGUAUGUUGUAUAGAUGAACAGUGUUUUUGUGUCUAAGAUAUAUUAAUCCAAAGUUCAGUCUUAAAAAAUGUAACUAAAUAUACCAAAUCUUAUAACAAAGAUGAAAUAUUGUUUGUAACAAAUAUAUUCUUGAAUCCUCCUUGGUGGUUUUUCAAGUGGCACAGUCUGUCAGAGUUUCCAUUGAGACUAUCAGCACAGUUUUAUGUUUAUCUUUAGCUUUUGUUUAAAUAAAUUAAGCUAGAUCUUAA